This is a messenger RNA of Aspergillus ibericus CBS 121593, 1299 nucleotides long. Its product is annotated as GPI anchored serine-rich protein. The transcript has 2 exons. NCBI's taxonomy places the organism in Eukaryota, Fungi, Ascomycota, Eurotiomycetes, Eurotiales, Aspergillaceae. The record is from RefSeq and is a predicted model, not a curated record. The coding region runs from base 208 to 939 and encodes 243 amino acids.
CUUCUUUGCCUGCUUGAAGCAUCCCAUUGACUUCGGUCAGCCACUCUUUUAUCACAAAGCAACAACCCCCCCCCAACUAGCCACACUCUCUUUCACAACUUUGCUCGCAACGCACCUUGCUUGUGUUUCAGAUAUAAAACAACUAUCAACCCACAGAAAAAUUCAGCCUUGACGGUUCUUUUUCACCCAACUCUCCAACAAUUCAAGAUGCGUUUCUCCGUUGCUACCGUCGCUCUCUUCGCCAGCCUCGUUGCUGCCAUCCCCCAGGAGGUCGAGACCGUCUACUCCACCGAGGAUGUGACCAUCGUCUCCUGCGCUCCUACCGUCACCAACUGCCCCGGUACCCUGCACGCCACCUCCACCCCCGAGGCCGUUGCUGCUUCCACCACCGGUGGCCCUGAGGGUGUCUCCCCCGUUGCUACCACCAGCGCCGCCCCCGAGGUUCCCUCUGCUGCCACCACCCCCGCUGCCGGUAGCUCCCCUGCUGGCGGUGCCGGCUCUGGCGCUGCUCCCUCGGUUGUUCCCUCCGGUGCUGCUGCCGGUGGUGCUGCUCCCUCUGGCCCCGCCAGCGGUGCCGGCUCUGUUCCCUCCGGCGCUGCUGCCAUCGGUACUGGCGCUGACACCACUGCGGCUCCCUCCGUCACCGUUAUCCCCGUGACCACCUGCGUUCCCACCGUGAUCUACUCCACCAGCACCAUCGGCUCCGGCUCUGGCUCCGGCUCCGGCGCUGGUGCCUACGGCUCUGGCUACCCCAAGCCCGCCAAGUCUUCCUCCCCUGUCAUCCCCAGCGGUGCCGCCGCCUGGGGCUCCGGCUACCCUAGCGGCAGUGCUACCCCCUCGGCCUCUGCUGCCCUCUACACCGGUGCUGCCAGCUCCGUCAACGGCAACUCCUUCGCUUUCGCUGGUGCCGCCGCCGCCGCCGCUUUCUUCCUGGCUUAGAUUCCCCCUUCAUGUUUAUAGUAGCCCCGGGUCACUCAUGAGUCCGGUUGCCGCUAUGGGCGGGGAACUUGGGCGCGUGUGAAUGGAUCCGAGUGACGGGGUUUGUUCCAUACUUAGAUGCGGUAUUUUGCUUUUUGGGAGAGAAAUUCGAUUUGUUGCUUUUUAUAUCCUUUCUUAUACCUCUAUUGAAUUUCUUUCUACCUAGAUACUAUUCCGCUUCCCGGCUUGCUUCGGAGUUUUUUUCCCGUGAAACACUUGGUGGCUGGAUACGAUUAAUGUAACCCAUGACGUUUUCACAUACCCGAUUCAUUCGAAGCAGUUAGAUUUAAUGGAAGAUUAGUACAUAGUAAUUGAUCCUGC